This is a messenger RNA of Vombatus ursinus (common wombat), 1215 nucleotides long. It is a transcript of the gene BRS3, whose product is annotated as bombesin receptor subtype 3. The transcript has 4 exons. The record is from RefSeq and is a predicted model, not a curated record. Gene Ontology annotation, biological process: bombesin receptor signaling pathway. Bases 1 to 1215 code for a protein of 404 amino acids. Gene Ontology annotation, cellular component: membrane. Gene Ontology annotation, molecular function: bombesin receptor activity. Lineage: Eukaryota; Metazoa; Chordata; Mammalia; Diprotodontia; Vombatidae.
AUGUCUCAAGGACAGCUCAAUUCACCUAACCAGGCUUUCCAUUCGAUCACAAAUGAUACAGCACCAUCAGCAUCUAGUAUUUUUAAUGAUACUACGGAUAAGGGAAAGACUGAAGACACAUCUGUAGGAUCACGAAUCCUGUGUACCAUUUUUUUGACUUAUUCCGUGAUCAUUUCGGUGGGUCUCCUUGGAAAUGCUAUUCUCAUCAAAGUCUUUUUCAAGAUCAAGUCCAUGCAAACAGUUCCAAACAUUUUUAUCACCAGCUUGGCUUUUGGAGAUCUUUUGCUUCUAAUAACCUGUGUGCCAGUAGACGCAACCCGGUAUGUUGCGGAUACCUGGCUAUUCGGAAGACUCGGUUGCAAGCUCCUCUCCUUUAUCCAGCUCACUUCAGUCGGCGUGUCAGUGUUCACACUUACCAUUCUCAGCGCUGACAGAUACAAGGCAAUAGUGAAGCCCCUGGAACUGCCGGCUUCUGAUGCCUUCCUGAAGACCUGUGCAAAAGUUGGCUGUAUCUGGAUCCUCUCCAUGGUUCUUGCUAUCCCGGAGGCUGUAUUCUCAGAUUUAUAUCCUUUCUAUAAUCCUGAAAAAAACGAGUCUUUUGAAGCCUGUGCUCCUUAUCCUGUUUCCGAAAAGAACAGGCAAGAGGCUCAUUCUCUCCUAUGCUUCUUGGUCUUCUACAUUAUUCCCCUCUCUGUCAUUUCUGUCUACUAUGUUCUGAUUGCCAAAGCUCUUUACAAAAGCACCAUCGAAAUACCCGCCGAAGAGCAAGAACAUGCCCGCAAGCAGAUUGAAUCCCGCAAGCGAGUUGCCAAGACAGUGCUGGUGCUGGUGGGGUUUUUUGCUAUCUGCUGGCUGCCUAAUCAUAUCCUUUACCUCUACCGGUCCUUCACUUAUCAUUCUUCCAUUGAUUCUUCUACCUUGCAUCUUCUGGCCACCAUUUUCUCUCGGGCACUGGCUUUUAGCAAUUCCUGUGUAAACCCCUUUGCUCUUUACUGGCUGAGCAAAACUUUCCGGGAGCAUUUUAAAACACAAAUCUUUUGUUUCAAGUACAAAUGUCCCAGGCGUCCAGCUGUCACCAGGAACCUGACCACAGGCCUUGCUUCAGCUACUGGGAGCACCCAGGUGUCUUUUGCUUACAAAUGGAACAGAGAAGGGAAAAGACUGAGAAAGGAGUGGGGCAAAGAGAAGGAUUUUCCUGAGGCCAACAUCUCCUGA